Molecule: messenger RNA, 1793 nt
Organism: Peromyscus leucopus (white-footed mouse)
Lineage: Eukaryota; Metazoa; Chordata; Mammalia; Rodentia; Cricetidae
Gene: Mettl23
Product: methyltransferase like 23
Exons: 6
Coding region: 450-1019 (189 amino acids)
Cellular component (GO): cytoplasm; nucleus
Source: RefSeq, a predicted model, not a curated record
UCCUAGCGGCCGCUUCCGGCCAGGCUCGCUGCUGCUGCUGCUGCUGCUGCUGCUGCUGCUGCUGCUACUGCUGCUGCACCUGCAGCUGCUUUCUGUUUUGAGGGCGUCCAGCAGGCUCGUCUCGUCUCGCGGCCACGUGGCACAGCCCCACUGGCCUGGCGUCGCUGCGCGCGUAUCGCCCCCCACCGCCCCCUGACCUGGGGUCCCCCGACUCCCGUCCGUGCGAGCGCGGCCUCAUGGCCGCGGCUCAGCGCUUUCGGUUCCGGGAGGAGCCGGGCCCUGGAACCGACGGGGCCGUGCUGGAGGUCCGCGUCCCGCAGGGUCUUGAUAUUUAGGCCUGCCUGGCCUUCAGUUGGGGGCUCUGGUCCAGCGCUGGAGUGAACAGUGUGCCACCACAGCCAUCCAUGCACUGUUCUUGAGUGGACUGAGUCCUGCAUGUCCAAUAUGGGAUGUAUGUCUGGCCCUGUGCUGUAGUCCUGGCCCAGUACCUGUGGUUUCACAGAAGAUCUCUGCCAGGCAAAGCCGUCUUAGAGAUUGGCGCUGGAGUGAGUCUUCCAGGGAUUUUGGCUGCCAAAUGUGGUGCUGAAGUAAUACUAUCUGACAGCUCAGAACUGCCCCACUGUUUGGAUGUUUGCUGGCAAAGCUGUCAACUGAAUGAACUGACACAGGUUCAAGUUGUAGGACUGACAUGGGGCCAUAUAACAAAGGACUUACUGUCUUUGCCAACACAAGACAUCAUUCUUGCGUCUGACGUGUUCUUUGAACCAGAAGACUUUGAAAGCAUUUUAGCCACAGUCUACUUUCUGAUGCAGAGGAACCCCAAAGUUCAAUUUUGGUCUACCUACCAGGUCAGAAGUGCGGACUGGUCACUUGAAGGCUUGCUCUUCAAGUGGGAUAUGAAAUGUGUCCAUAUUCCUCUGGAGUCUUUUGAUGCAGACAAGGAAGAUAUAGCCGAGUCUACCCUCCCAGGAAGACAUACUGUUGAAAUGCUGGUGAUCUCGGCAAAGAACAGCUCCUGAAUUGUACCUCAAGCUGUUCAGGGACAGUGUCAAGACUGAAUAACCUGGCAGAAAGAGGAGCUGUCUCCAGCAAAUACAGUGGGCCUGAAGACGGCUUUAAGACUGAAAUCAUGCCCAAGAAAUUGAUGGGCAAUGUAACUUUGAACAAAUUAAACACUUAAAAAAGGACUUGGGACUCCUCUCAAUAACUAGGAGAAUGUGACGCUUUUAAAUCCUCAAGAAAAUGCUACUGUUAGUUUAGGUCUAAGUGGCAUACUCCUACUCAACACUGAAGAUAAAUAACUACAUAGGUCUUUAGAUUGAACCGAAGAAAAAAAGACCAGGACAUCUUCUCAAAAAAGCUAACACCAAGAAACACUUUAAUCAAACUACAGAAACAAUGGUUAUAGUACAGAAUAUUCAUAAGCAAAAGAUACACCAUGUUUUAAGUACUUACAAAGUUACAAACCAUUUGCUUCCUUAACAUUUUCUGAUUAAGUUCAUACAUGAGGAUGAUCAGAUUUACCAUUUUUUGAGGGGAGAGGGGUGUGUAUUUAUCAUCAGCUAGAUGUGCUCACUGUAUGCUCCAUUAUUUAUAUGCAAGGCCCGGGUGACUGGAAGUGCAGUUGUCAGGCAUUUUAAUAAACUGGACAGCCAUUUGUUUCUGCACAAGAAGGCAUCUUUACACAGGAGCAAUCAGGAGAAAACAGGAAACAGCCAAGCACUCUGCACUGCAACACGCCACCUUAACAGCUAACCAGCAUUACUCAACUGCUACACAACUGCGCCUAGUGC